Messenger RNA from Heterobasidion irregulare TC 32-1, 3444 nucleotides. RefSeq lists its product as uncharacterized. The record is from RefSeq and is a predicted model, not a curated record. NCBI's taxonomy places the organism in Eukaryota, Fungi, Basidiomycota, Agaricomycetes, Russulales, Bondarzewiaceae. The transcript is spliced from 7 exons. Bases 1 to 3444 code for a protein of 1147 amino acids.
AUGCCCCGAGCCCCUAAUGGGCGGUACUAUUGCAACUGUCUCGCACACUGCGGCGGGCAUUGGCAAGAACGUAGUCGGAGAACACAUACUCGACAUACACCCUACCGACGCGACAGCCGCGAACCAUCCUCAAUAUCUUUUCAAUCUUUUAUCACCACCCUGGCUCCCGUAGCGCCUACGGAGGCAUCUAGCAGCUCCUGUGCAAAUGCUCAUGGUGGUCCUUUCACCAGUGGCAGGGCCGCGCCGGCUCUAAGAACCGGCCCUCUUCAUGAGAUCGCCAGGGAGUCUGACCCGGCAUCCAUUGGGACCCAUAGCACCGGUCAUUCGGUAGCCUCCCUGGCCACAUCCGCACGCUCCGCUCUCGCUGUUCCUGUAUGGGACCGUGACAGCCCCGUCAUCCCAUCCGCCAUAGAUGCUCGCAAUAUCCAAGCUGGCACGACGUUGGGCCGAGACCCGGCAGCUUCUGCAGGCCCCGUAAUGCCCUCCGCCGCACACGCUCGUGAAACCGAAGCUGGCACGUUGUUCGGCCAAGACCCAGCAGCCUCUGCAGGCCCCGUAAUGCCAUCUGCCACAGACCCUCACGAAACCGAAGCCGGUGCGUCGUUCGGCCAAGACCCUGCAGCCCCUCCUGUCAACGACGUUGACCUGGACAGCGGGCGUGUACCGCCACUCCCAGCAAUCUCGGUUGCCGCGGAGUCACCCCCCCCUGCAAUUGGUGCACAGGACUGCACUGUGCUCCUAUCCGCUGACGAACUACUCGAGGAUGUUGCCCCGGACAUUGGUAGCCCAGACACAAGAGACUUAGAGGACUUACCUUUUGCGGAUCCUGGUGACACGGAGGACAAUGAGGCCGAGGUAACUGCCGACAAUUCGCCCUCUCUGAUCGACGACAUUCGAAUCACGGAAGAAUUCAUACAGGAGCUCCGUUCAGCCACUCUGAGCAAUGGCGAUCUUCCACGGCCCCAGGUACAGACACUGCAAGAUCGAGAGUUAUGUCCAAAGGGACCUCCAAAUCUCGAUGACCCCAUUCUCCGUCUGUUGCUCGAUUUAUACCUGGCAGUCAGUAACGCUUCAGAGCAAACUUACGAGGAUGUUCGCUUGUCACUCCUGCGAUACGACCCUGCCCUCCAGCUCCUGUCCUUGGAUCAAGUCGAACGCCGUGUUGCGGAAUUAAGCGGCGUUGUCCCAAUUUCUCAUCAUAUGUGUGUUAACUCAUGCGUCGCGUUCACUGGACCUUUCCGAGAUCUAGUGACAUGUCCCAUGUGUCGGGAGCCUCGUUACGAUCCUCUGAAGCCAGGCCCACAGCUGCAGGCGGCGAGGCGAACCGUCGAGGGUUCCAGAGCAAUGCGUUAUCGUCACGCAUGCUACCACUCUGCCAUGCAACAGAUCAACAAGGAUCAUGCACUGAGAGACUUCGCUGACGUCUGGGACGGCACAGACUUUAUCGACGCCGUGAAGGAUGGACUCAUCAAGGAGUACGAUCCUGUCGUCAUGUUCUCCAUUGACGGGGCUCAGCUCUAUCGCAACAAAGGUUCUGACUGUUGGAUAUAUAUAUGGGUGAUCUUGGACCGAUCUCCUGAUCUUCGGUACAAGAAGAAAUAUGUACUACCUGGGGGCUUCAUACCAGGUCCUUCGAAGCCCAAGAAUCUCGAUUCGUUCAUAUUCCCGGGGAUGUAUCACUUGUCGGCGCUCCAGCGCGAAGGGAUGUACCUUUGGGAUGCAGUCGACGAUGCGGUUGUCGAGUGUUGUCCUUUUCUAGCCCUUGCGACAGCUGAUAGUCCCGCCAUGGCCUCUAUAUUUGGUGGUGUUGGCCAUCAUGGGGCGUAUGGUUGCCGUCUUUAUUGCCCUCAGAAAGGACGCCACAAGCCUGGGGGCGCCCAGUACUACCCGGCAUGCUUGAAGCCUGUCGAUUCCGAUAUCGCCAGUUCAAAUCAUCCAAAUUAUGACCUGCGGACAAUGAUCGUCCCGACGGCAGAGGAAACCGAGAAAAGAUAUUUGUCGAAUCUGACCCAUGUCUCGGAAGCGCGCUCGGCGGCGGAGUACCGUGCACGGCGGCUCCAAACAGGUCUUUGCAAGCCUACGUUGUUGAGUGGGAUAGAUCCAAGACACCGGCUGCGCAUUCCCGCCCUGUUCCCCGCAGAUCUUAUGCACCUCUGUGCCUUGAAUCUCACCGAACUGAUAGUGGGCUUGCUCCGCGGCACGCUUGAUUGCAGUGUCUCCGACAAUCGAGAUUCAUGGACCUUUUCUGUCUUGCGAGACCCACAGAUAUGGCAGGCACAUGGUAAAGCAGUGGCCGCUGCGACACCGUAUCUUCCUGGUAUCUUUGACCGGCCACCUCGCAAUCCUGCGGAGAAGAUCAACAGCGGGUACAAAGCGGUUGAAUAUAUGACUUGGAUCUAUGGCCUCACUCCCACACUUCUUUACGGAACUCUGCCGUCAAUCUUCUGGCGGCACUUCUGCAAGUUGGUCGCGGGUAUCCGUCUGGUGCACCAGCGUCGUAUUUCUCAGAAGGAACUCAGACGAGCGCAUCGUCUGCUCAUUGAAUAUGCGGAGGACUUUGAGGUCCUAUACUAUCAGCGCCGUACAAGUCGGCUUCAUUUCUGCCGCCAGAGCAUCCAUGCUCUGUCCCAUCUUGCUCGCCAGGUUACACGUUGCGGACCUCCAGGAUACACCACUCAAUACACAAUGGAGCGGAUGAUCGGUGAUCUCGGCAGUGAGCUAAAACAGCAUUCAAAUCCUUACGCAAACCUCUCACAACGUGGUGUGCGUCGAGCACAAGUGAAUGCUCUGAAGACGAUGCUGCCAGACCUCGAGCGCAAUGUCAAGGAAUUCCCGCGCGGGGCACACCCUGUUGGAGAUAACUUUGUACUCCUUCGGGCGAAGGAUUCGUGCGCUCGCACUGUCCUCCCAUGUGAGGCUCUUGUCAUCAAAGGUUAUUUUCGUGAAGCUGGGGGUAUCUACCACACAGAGGGAGAGGGUGCGGAGGCGGCAUGGAUUCCCAUGGUACAACGAUGGGCCCGGCUAUGCUUGCCCAACGGACAAGCCAUACGAUCACUGUGGAAGGAGUCACUGAAGGCACUCAAUGAGGUGCGAAUAGCACGCAAUGUCAAGAUAACAUUUGGGGGUGUCACUCGCUUCGCAGAGGUAAGGUACUUCUUCACAAUGCGCAUUCGAGGCGUGGAACACGCCCUUGCGCUGGUUAGCUUAUACACACACCCCGACCCCACAUUGUUCCAUGAGUCGUCCGGUACAGUCGCCUCUUGCAUCCAUCAAGGUGACGCAGCCCUCGCCGUGAUCCACGUCAAGUGCAUAAUAGCUGGCAUCGCAAUGGUGCCGCAUACAUUACCGCACGCCGCCAUGCAGGAGAGAUUUUUUGUAGUUGAGAAGCUCGGUCUCGAUGUCGCGUGCAUGGAUGGCAUAGUCGAGGAGACUGUUGAGGAGUAG